Molecule: messenger RNA, 1251 nt
Organism: Saccostrea cuccullata (small rock oyster)
Lineage: Eukaryota; Metazoa; Mollusca; Bivalvia; Ostreida; Ostreidae
Product: protein transport protein Sec61 subunit alpha
Exons: 5
Biological process (GO): SRP-dependent cotranslational protein targeting to membrane, translocation; post-translational protein targeting to membrane, translocation
Cellular component (GO): Sec61 translocon complex; membrane
Molecular function (GO): ribosome binding; signal sequence receptor activity; transmembrane protein transporter activity
Source: RefSeq, a predicted model, not a curated record
CAGGGCUUCCGUGUCGACCUUCCAAUCAAAUCAGCCCGCUACAGGGGACAGUACAGCUCUUAUCCAAUCAAACUCUUCUAUACCUCCAAUAUUCCCAUCAUUCUCCAAUCUGCCCUUGUAUCAAAUCUCUAUCUUAUCUCACAGAUUUUGGCAACAAAGUUUAGUGGAAAUUUCUUGAUUAAUUUACUCGGAGUGUGGGCUGAUGUUGGGGGUGGUGGACCGGCCCGUUCCUACCCUAUCGGGGGUCUCUGUUACUAUCUGUCUCCCCCAGAGACUCUAUCCCACGUGGUGGAGGACCCCAUUCACGCAGUACUGUACAUGAUCUUCAUGUUGGGAUCUUGUGCUUUCUUCUCCAAGACCUGGAUUGAUGUGUCUGGCUCAAGCGCAAAGGAUGUUGCUAAACAACUGAAGGAACAGCAGAUGGUGAUGAGAGGACACAGAGAACAGUCUAUGAUUCAUGAGUUAAACCGUUACAUCCCCACCGCCGCAGCUUUUGGUGGUCUCUGUAUCGGAGCUCUCUCAGUCUUAGCCGAUUUCUUAGGGGCUAUUGGAAGUGGAACUGGUAUUUUGUUAGCUGUUACCAUUAUUUACCAGUAUUUUGAAAUCUUCGUUAAAGAACAGAGUGAAAUGGGUGGAAUGAGCACACUAUUAUUUUAAACAAAAACUAGACUUUAAAGACAUAUAUCAUUUCUCCAUCAGCCUUUUCAUUCAACAAACAGGACAAUUCAUUAUAAAGGUUUUAAAAUACAUAAACUGUCAUAUUGCUUCCCUUUGAUAUUAAGUGAAGAUGAAAUGAUUGAACUCUUUAAUAUGUACAUCAUUUAAAACAAAAUAACUUUAAAAAAUUGUUUAUAUUUUGAACAGCUGUAUUUAUUUUUGUUUGAAUUGUAUAUAGAAGAAGACAGUCAUAUCUACUUAUGUAUUUAUGACCAUAUUUAUAAUUUUUGAUAGUAAAAAAAAACUAAAUAAGUUAUAUGAUUCAAGAUGUAGAGGAAAAAUGGAAAAGGUUGUUGAUAAAAUAAGCAUGUUGCAAGAAAGCUUUCACUCAGUUUUCUAGAAAAGCUCAUCGUUAGGCCGAGGAGUCUGAUUUCUCACCGAAUGCUUAAUAAGUGGUAAUGGUUCUUCAUUGUUGUUGUAACAAUGGUAGGUGAUGUCUGUAAGAAUGAAGUGAAUAAGUGUGUUUCAUUAUAGGAUUUUUUAUAUGUUACAAAAUGUGAGAAAGAAAAAUAAAAAUGGAGGAAAAAAAUUGUU